AUCGAGUGGGUGGGGGACAGGGAUGCUGCUCAGCCCCCUGCAGUGCCCAGGACGGCCCCACCCCAGAGAAUGAUCCGGCCCCAGUGUCCACAGGGUUGAGGCGGAGACACCCUAUGUUAAUUAUCUGGAAAACCAGUUGAGUCCGAUCCCUGCUCACUAGACACCAGAAUAAAUCUCCAAAGGGUCAGACAGUAGGAACCAGAGUGACCCCCGCCCCCCCCCCCCCGUGUGUGUAUUUAAUUGUGUGCAGCCUCCUGGGACCUCCGUAGAGCGGAUAAUGAUGGCACACAAAGUGUCUUGGGGGUGGGUAGACUCCCCUAAACCAGGGAGAUCUCACUGGGGAGUGCCUGUGUCCCUAAGGGACCGUGGUGGUAUCUAGGAACAUCUGUGGUUGUCACCCUGCUGAGCCCUGGGGUGGAGUAGGUGAGGCCAGGGACGCUGCUCAACUCCUCCCAGUGCCCAGAAGAGCACCCCCCCCCGCCCCGCCCGGCGAGAACGACCCGAACCGCCGUUCGCAAUGCUGAGAGGGAGAUCCCGACUUACACUUUAUCCUUAGAGGAGUUCCUCAUUGGCCUCAUCAGGCCCUUCCUGGGGAGAAAUGAUGAGUUUCUGUGGUUUGAACAUUGAAAGGGAAGGUCCCAAGCCAUGUGGCACACGUCUAGGUGAAGGAGGGGGCUGAAGGGACCACGGGCAUCUGCCACAAGGUAGGAGGGUCUUCGAACCAUCAGACGAUGGGAGAGAAUUGUUCUGCAAGACCUAGGAAGGGGCUGGGGGACCUGGACCCAUUGCCCUGAGCUGCGGCUUCAAGUCCCAAGAGCCGGGGCGCCUGGGGGGCUCAGUGGGUUAAGCCUCUGACCUCCGCUCAGGUCAUGAUCUCACAGUUCGUGAGUGUGAGCCCCACGUCGGGCUCUGUGCUGACAGCUCGGAGCCUGGAGCCUGUUUCGGAUUCUGUCUCCCUCGCUCUCUGCCCCUCCCCCGGCUCAUGCUCUGUCUCGUUCUGUCUCUCAGACAUUAACAAAAAUAUUUAUAACGUCCCAAGAGCAAAGACGGAAGUUCACGCAGCGUGGGAGGCAGUGGUAGAUGCCUUCAGGCGCUUGCACAGAAUCCCCUGCAUGAGGCUCCCUGGCAGCAAGGCUAGGGGGUUGGGGGGGGGGGCGGCAAGGAACGCUGCCCCUCUGUUUGCCUGUGGUGUUUGUGAGCGUCCCGGGGCAGACUGGGUGGCUGAAACUCCAGAAGCUUCCUCUUGCACACUCUGGAGGCCAGAAGUCUGAAAUGCAGGGUCAGCAGGCCUCCAGGGGAGGACCCUUCCUGCCUCUUCCAGCUCCCUGUGGUCCCUCUCUACGCUUGGGGUCCCUCGGCUUACAGCUGUGUCACUCCAGCCUCUACGUCCAUUGUCACAUGGCCUUCUUCCUGUGUGUCUGCGUCUCUUUUAAGGACACCAGCCCGUGGCAUCGGGCCCACUCUACUCCUAUAUGACUUCAUCUCAGCUGCGAAGAUCCUGCUUGCACAUGGGGUCACCUUCACAGCUCUGCCUGCCCCGGAUCCUGCUUUUCCCAAGAGAAGAGGAUGGCUGCUGGGAGUUAGUGACCUUCGAGGAUGUGGCCGUGGCCUUCUCCCGGGAGGAGUGGGCCUUGCUGGACCCUGCUCAGAAGAGGCUGUACAGAGAGGUGAUGCUGGAGACCUACAGGAACCUGGCCGCACUGGAUUUGGCUGCCAAACUGAAAAGCCAAGAGUCAUCUUGUAAGAAGGUGGUUUGGGGGGAAGAACCACCCAGUGGUGUGACUAUAGUAAAGCUUCCCAAAGGAGACUGGAGCUAUGGUCAACUUGAGGAGAAUCGUGAAGCCCUGCACAGGCUUUGGAGGCAGCUGGCGUACCCCCAGGCGGAGGUGUUUGCUCAAAGGGAGACCACUGCUUGGCAUGAGUUUGGGGAAGCCUGUAGUAUGAGCUCAGACCUUGCUUUGUCUCAAGGAGGUUCUACAGAAGAACAUUCCCACGACUGUGGUCUAGAUAUUGAGAGUUUGGUAGCUAAUCCAUUCUUAAACCAUCAUCAGAUGGCAUAUACAGAUCAGAGACCCUGUGAAGGGAACGAAUGUGGAAAAGACGUCGGCCACAACAGUGCCUUCGGUCAACACCACAGAGCCGCCGAAAGCGGGGAAUCAUUUCCUCACGGUAUGGCUCUCACAACACACAACACGGUGAAUACAGCGGGGAAACCCUACGAGUGUCACCACUGCGGGAAAGUGUUUAACCGGAGGCAUUCCCUGAGUGAACAUCAGAGAAUCCAUACAGGAGAGAGACCAUAUGAAUGUCAGGAAUGUGGGCGAGCCUUUACGCACAGCUCAACCCUCACACGACACUUGAGAACUCAUACUGGAGAGAAACCCUAUGCGUGCGGCGAAUGUGGGAAAGCCUUCAACAGGAUUUCGUCUCUCACCCAACACCAGAGGAUUCACACAGGGGAAAAGCCCUACAAAUGCAAAGACUGCGGAAAGUCCUUCUGCCAGAGUUCUUACCUGGUCUUGCACAAGAGAACGCAUACGGGCGAGAAGCCCUACGAAUGUAACGAGUGUGGAAAGGCCUUCAGUGAUCGUUCCUCGCUUAACCAACACGAGCGGACUCACACCGGUGAGAACCCCUAUGAAUGUAAUCAGUGCGGAAGAGCCUUCAGUCAGAGGUCUUCCCUCGUGAGGCACGAGAGGACUCACACCGGAGAGAAACCGUACGGCUGUAGCGAAUGUGGGAAAGCGUUCAGCCAGAGCUCGUCCCUUAUCACACACCAGAAAACUCACACCAGUCAGAAAACCUAUAAAAUAAUUGAUUGUGGGAAAGCUUUCUAUCAGAGCAGCAACCUCAUUGGGUUUUGGCACCAGAGGCGGGUCUCGGAAAAGCAUCCAAUCAGGAGCCCUGGGAGAGGGAGGACUCCGAGCACCAUCCAAUCAGGGCGCGGGGGCCCGGAACACCGUCCAAUCAGGCGCGGGGGCGGGCGCGCUUGCGGCCGCGUGGACGUGGCUCCGGGCAGGUCCCGGGGGCUCCUGCGCACCUGCCCGCGCGGACCCAGGUGUCUUCCUCUCACCUGCCCGGCCCUCGGGCCCGCGGGGAAGACGUCUUCCCCGGAGAGCUCGGAGCCGAGCCCCGACAUGGACUCAGUGGUCUUUGAGGAUGUGGCUGUGGACUUUACCCUGGAGGAGUGGGCUUUGCUGGAUUCUGCUCAGAGAAAGCUCUACAGAGAUGUGAUGCUGGAAAACUUGAAAAACCUGGCCGCAGUGGAUGAUGAGACUCAAUUGAAGGCCAAUGGGUCUGUUUCUCAGCAGGAUGCUUAUGGGAAUAAAAUAUCCAAGGGAAACAAAUUGGCAAAGUUCACCAGAAAUGAAUCCUGGGCCUCUGUUUUAGGGAAAAUUUGGGAAGAACUCAGCACGGAAGAUCAGCCCACAAACCAGGAGAGACAUCUGAGAAAUCCUGUGGUGGAGAGACUCUCUGAAAGUAAUGGUCAGUGCAGGGAAGGCUCCAGUCAGAUUCCAAAUCUUAAUCUGUAUGAGAAAACUCUUUGCGGAGUUAAAGAGGAUGAAUGCAGUAAGUAUGAGAAAGUCUUCGGGCGUCACUCCCUCGAGAGUCACAUCACCAUGCACGCUGGACACAAAGCGUAUCAGUGUCAGGAGUGUGGGCGGGCCUAUAGCUGUCGUGCACACCUAAGAAUGCAUGUGAGAACCCACAACAGAGAGAGAACCUACGCGUGUAAAUUAUGUGGAAAAACCUUUCCUCGUACCUCUUCCCUCAACCGGCACAUAAGGAUUCACACUGCUGAGAAAACCUAUGAGUGUCAGCAAUGUGGGAAAGCCUUCAUUGAUUUCUCAAGUCUUACUAGUCAUGUGAGAACUCACACUGGAGAGAAGCCAUAUAAGUGCAAGGAAUGUGGGAAAGCCUUCAGUUAUUCCUCAACUUUCCGGAGACACAUGAUAACGCACACUGGAGAGAAGCCCUAUAAAUGUAAGGAAUGUGGGGAAGCCUUCAGCUACUCCUCAACUUUUCGGAGGCAUAUGAUCUCACACACUGGGGAGACACCACAUAAAUGUAAGGAAUGUGGAGAAGCCUUCAGCUACUCCUCAGCUUUUCGGAGGCACAUGAUCUCACACACUGGAGAGAAGCCCUAUGAAUGUAAACAGUGUGGGAAAACCUUUAUUUACCUGCAGUCCUUCCGGAGACACGAAAGGAUUCACACUGGAGAGAAACCCUACGAAUGCAAACAGUGUGGGAAAACCUUCAUUUAUCCCCAGUCCUUUCGAAGACACGAAAGGACUCAUGGUGGACAGAAGCCCUAUGAGUGCAGCCAGUGUGGGAAAGCCUUCAGCCAUCCCUCGUCCUUUCGAGGGCAUAUGAGAGUGCACACUGGGGAGAAACCUUAUGAAUGCAGUCAGUGUGGCAAAACUUUCAACUGGCCCAUCUCCUUACGAAGACAUCUGAGGACACACACCAGAGAGAAACCCUACGAGUGCAAACAGUGUGGGAAAGCCUUCAAUUUGUCUGCUUGCUUUCGAGAACAUGUGUGGAUGCAUCCAGGAGACAAGUCCUAUCAAUGCAAGCUAUGCGGGAAAGCGUUCUAUUGCCACAUAUCCUUACAGAAACACAUGAGAAGGCACACCGCAGAGAAACUCUAUGAAUGCAAGCAGUGCGGGAAAGCUUUCAGUUGGCCUGAACUCCUGCAGCAGCACGUGAGAACACAUACCGCGGAGAAACCCUAUGAAUGUAAGGAAUGCGGGAAGGUCUUCAAAUGGCCGUCAUCCUUGCCGAUACAUAUGAGAGUGCACACUGGAGAGAAACCCUAUGAAUGUAAGGAGUGUGGGAAGGCCUUUAGUUGUUCCUCAUCCUUAAGAAGACAUGUAAGGAUACACACUACCGAGAGACACUACUUAUGCACUGCGGGAAAUUCUGCAGAUGAAUUCAUGCCCCAUGCUUCAGAAAAUCCACACCAGGAGAGAAAUCUGAUAAAAGUUGUAAAUAUGGUACUGCCUUUGUGAGAACCCCAUCAAAGUGGACCCAUGGGGUGUGCAUUUCCAGUUCUUUUACAGAUAAAAACUUGGGUGCAGAAUAGCUCUCCGAGUACUCUUAGCUUUCAUACGAAAGUUUGCAAAUACUAUGUUUUCCCCUACAUUUCAGUAAAUAAACCUAUCUUUACAGUU
Molecule: messenger RNA, 5174 nt
Organism: Felis catus (domestic cat)
Lineage: Eukaryota; Metazoa; Chordata; Mammalia; Carnivora; Felidae
Gene: ZNF555
Product: zinc finger protein 555
Exons: 8
Coding region: 1473-5012 (1179 amino acids)
Biological process (GO): regulation of transcription by RNA polymerase II
Cellular component (GO): nucleus
Molecular function (GO): DNA-binding transcription factor activity, RNA polymerase II-specific; RNA polymerase II transcription regulatory region sequence-specific DNA binding
Source: RefSeq, a predicted model, not a curated record